This is a messenger RNA of Cryptococcus amylolentus CBS 6039, 891 nucleotides long. RefSeq lists its product as hypothetical. The transcript has 3 exons. Lineage: Eukaryota; Fungi; Basidiomycota; Tremellomycetes; Tremellales; Cryptococcaceae. The record is from RefSeq and is a predicted model, not a curated record. Bases 1 to 891 code for a protein of 296 amino acids.
AUGCCUGCUCCUCCUUCUACCCCCGCAACAGCCAACAGGUUAAACAGGAAGACGGACGGUGAUGAUGCGUCCACAUGGAGGUGGAAACACAAUAAGAAGAACUCCACCAUUUGUGUUGGACCGGAUGGGCGUACUGGUGAAGAUUACCUUGUUGACUGGAUGUCCGUGCCCAAGAGCUGGGCUGCCUACUCAGACUCCAACAAUAGAGCCAAGUUUGCCGCCAACGUGAUCUACAAAUGGCUUUCCGAGAAGAAAAUCAAAAACUUUGGAAAGGCUAAGGCCUCUGGAGUCCAGGACCGGAUUCAGAAAAUCAAGAAGGCGUUUGAUGAAGCUUUGGCCCUCCAGAAGGCCACUGGCAAAGGGGUCACGGAGGAUGACCUGGCAAGAGGCAUCAAGACGUGGGAGGCAAAGAUUGAAGAGAAUUGCCCUUUCUUUUUCACCCUCCUCCCUUCUCUGAAGGACAGAAACGCCAACAUAAUGGAGCAAAGCAGUGUCCAUCAGAUGGGCGACCGAGAAGUCUCAAUCACCCCUUCUAUGGCCCGCCAUGUGUCUUUGCGCUCCGACAUUGAGGAGCAACCUGUUGGAAUGGAGGCUGAGGACGUCGAGAAUGACGACGUCUUCAGCGUCAGGGCGACCAGAGCCAAUUCUCUGUCUACUGACAUUACCAGCAAUCACAGGGUUGCUGACGAGCCGACUUCUGGGGCAAGGGGUGCCGGCUCUCUCUCCAAUGGAUCAAGGGCACGGGCGUCCCUCAAUGCCCAAGACACCCCAAACUCUGGUAAGGGCAGGCGCGGCAACGCCAACAUGAACGAGCAACUUCAAGGUCUUUUUAAGGACCAUUCCACAACCAAUAUCAAGGGGCAUAAGGAGAUAGCGGAGCAGGAAGCCUAG